AUGCGUCGAUGGACUCGCAUACUUGAGCAGGUCCUUACAGCAUAUGCUACCGUAGCUGUGACACGCUGGCUGAGUAGAUCGCCCUCAUUUUUGCGGCUUACAGAGCGUGUUUUGCACGAAUGGGAUCACUUACCCCAUCGGUGGCAAGGCAAGCCCGUACCGCCCUUCGAACCUAUGACAAGCGAUUCAAAGAUCGAUUACGAGGAGAAGCAUGACGAACCAUCUCCCUACCCACUUUCUGACAAUCAGCCACAAGCAAGCUCGGGCUUUGCGAAGCGGCGGACUGAAACGCACCGUGCUCCGCCCCCGCCCAAAUCUGAAUCAGACCGCGUAGCUGAACAGAUUCGAGAAAUCCAGGAAAAGCUACGGCGUCGCUAA
Malassezia restricta is the source of this 378-nucleotide messenger RNA. RefSeq lists its product as uncharacterized. NCBI's taxonomy places the organism in Eukaryota, Fungi, Basidiomycota, Malasseziomycetes, Malasseziales, Malasseziaceae. The transcript has 3 exons. The record is from RefSeq and is a predicted model, not a curated record. The coding region runs from base 1 to 378 and encodes 125 amino acids.